AGCAUGAAAAGUUGUUUCCUGAAUGUGACAUGAUGCAUUUGACUUGCAUCGUGCCACAGCCUGCAACACCGCUGCAGGGUUUGUAACUGAUAGUAAAUGUAGAGAUUUCCAGCGCUUCUGAAAUGGCUUUACAAUUCAAAUAUUCGUUUUGGGGCAAUGAAUUCAUCAGCAACGUUGGUUAUGAGACUAUUGUUCAGAGACUUAAUGAGGGCCGGCGUACAUGCAAGGAUGUGGAGGAGCUACUGAAAAUGAGAGCAUUGGCCGAGGAGAAAUAUGGGAAGGAGCUGGUCUCAAUUGCAAGGAAGGCUGGGGGUUCAAUAGAGAUUUGUACUUUAAAAGCAUCGUUUGAUGAAAUGAAAACACAAAUUGAAAGUGUAGGAAACCUGCACAUUCAGCUGUCUGGGUUCCUGAAGGAAGAGGUGAAGAGGAUGGAGGAGUUUAGAGAGCGGCAGAAAGAGCAGAGAAAAAGGUUUGAGGUCACCAUGGAGAAGGUCCAGAAAUCAAAAAUCUCCCUCUACAAGAAAACAAUAGAUUCUAAAAAGACAUAUGAGCAGCGUUGCAAGGAGGCGGAUGAGGCAGAGCAAAUGGCUGAAAGGCUAGGCACUGCACCCACAGCCACUCCCAAACAGAUCGAGAAGAUGAAUAACAAAUCUAAACAGUGCAGAGAAGCUGCAGUUGAAGCCGAGAAGCAGUACAAGUCCAACAUUGAACAGCUUGACCAGAUUCGUCAAGAGUGGGAGUCGACGCAUAUUGAGACCUGUGAGAUGUUCCAGCAGCAAGAAGAAGAUCGCAUCAGUGUCACAAGAAAUGCUUUGUGGGUGCAUUGUAACCAGCUUUCAAUGCAGUGCGUCAAAGACGAUGAGUGUUGUGAAAAUGUACGGAAAUCGCUUGAGAACUGUGACAUCAACACAGACAACAACAACUUUGUGGAGAUGAAAAAGUGUAACCCAACCCCCCCAGCUCCAAUUGAAUAUCAAAAUUACUAUGCGAAUAAUGCCUCAGUGCAGAGAAAUGGCAGUGCUGGAUUUGUAGAGGGAGUCAAGAAAAGGUUUUCAAAUCUACUGCCAGGAAGCUGUACAUUUGGCUCCAAGCUAAACAUCAACGAGGGAGUGUCAGAACAACCGGCAGGAACAUCAGACGGUGUAUAUGCUUCCAUUCCUGGAUUUCAGCCGUACCAGCAGAGCAGUAAGGAGUACAGGGCUCAAUACAACUACGUCGCACAGGGGGAAGAUGAACUCUCAAUAUCAGUUGGAGAUGUUGUGGUUGUGAUAGAUGAGGGAGACGAUGGCUGGUGGAGGGUACAAAGAAAUGGUCUUUCUGGUCUGGUUCCAGGUUCUUACCUUGCUAAGGAAUAAGUUUACCGGACAGCCCAUUUUACAUGUACAUUUCUGAAUGGUUUUGUAAUUUCAAAUAAGAAAAAGCAUCUUUGUGGCAUGCAUACUUUGUAAAACUGUCCCUCUCUGAACAGCCCCCUCCCCUGGUGGUAGAAACGUGGUACAUCCAGUUGUUCUGAACUAAAGGUUGACCACAACUCACUGAACAGCUUUAUACCAAGAAUCUACCACAUAAAAAAUCUGUAGAUAAUGGCUUCAACAUAAAGCAGCAGCAGCAGUCAGUACUAAAAAUAAUAUAUUUUAGGUUCAUGUUACUUCUCAAACUAUUGACAACUAAGAGUCAUACGGAUCUUUUGCACAGGUACAUGGCACUAAAGCUUAUUCGCACACUUUAGUUUUAUGUUGAAUCUGAAGUUUUAAAGGUUUUCCAUGACUUCUGUUGUUGCCUUGAUUGUAAUUUAUGUCUUCUUGUUUGCAUAAAAUGAUCAAAAAUA
Molecule: messenger RNA, 1828 nt
Organism: Girardinichthys multiradiatus
Lineage: Eukaryota; Metazoa; Chordata; Actinopteri; Cyprinodontiformes; Goodeidae
Gene: pstpip1a
Product: proline-serine-threonine phosphatase interacting protein 1a
Exons: 15
Coding region: 123-1355 (410 amino acids)
Biological process (GO): actin filament polymerization
Cellular component (GO): plasma membrane; cytoplasm; actin filament
Molecular function (GO): actin filament binding
Source: RefSeq, a predicted model, not a curated record